AUGCAGACCAUGGUUUCCAGUGAGUACAAGCUGAACCAGGGACCGGACGAUGGCAUCUCCGCUGUCAAGUUCAGCCCCUGCAACUCUCAGUUCCUGCUGGUUUCCUCCUGGGACUGCACGGUCCGUCUCUACGACGUUGUGGCCAACACCAUGAGGAUGAAGUACCAGCACUCGGCCCCGGUUCUCGACUGUGCUUUCUAUGACCCAACACAUGCUUGGAGUGGAGAUCUGGAACACAAAUUAAAAAUGCACGACUUGAACACGGACCAAGAUACAGUGGUGGGAAAGCACGACGCUCCCAUUCGCUGCGUGGAGCACUGCCCCGAGGUGAACGUCAUGGUGACGGGGAGCUGGGACAUGUCCGUUCGACUGUGGGACCCGAGGGCACCCUGCAACGCCGGCACCUUCACACAACCUGAUAAGGUGUACACCAUGUCCGUGGCGGGCGACAGGUUGAUCGUGGGCACGGCAGGAAGACGCGUGCUGGUCUGGGACUUAAGGAACAUGGGCUACGUGCAGCAGAAGCGGGAGUCAAGCCUCAAGUUUCAGACCCGCUGCAUCCGGGCCUUCCCCAACAAGCAGGGCUACGUCUUGAGUUCCAUCGAGGGCCGCGUGGCCGUGGAGUACCUGGAUCCGAGCCUGGAGGUUCAGAAGAAGAAGUACGCCUUCAAGUGCCACAGGCUGAAAGAGGACGGAAUGGAGCAAGUUUACCCCGUCAACGCCAUCUCUUUCCACAGUCUGCACAACACUUUCGCUACAGGCGGCUCUGACGGCUUCGUCAACAUCUGGGACCCGUUCAACAAGAAGCGCCUGUGCCAGUUCCACCGCUACCCCACCAGCAUCGCCUCGCUGGCCUUCAACAACGACGGCAGCAUGGUCGCCAUCGCCUCGUCCUACAUGCACGAGAUGGGCGACGUCAGCCACCCGGAGGACGCCGUCUUCAUCCGCCAGGUCACAGACGCCGAGACCAAGCCCAAGUGAGUCCCUGCACUGGCGCGGCGCUCGUCUAUCUCGGAUCUUUUUUUUUACGAUCUAUAUUUUUGUCUUUUUGAAAAGUGUUUUAGCACAAACGGUGCAGGACAAAGACUCAAAAGCUUACAAGCAGUUCCAGCAGAUUUAGUUGAUUCCUCUCGUUUUUUUGUGGUUCACAUAAGUCCACCUUUUUUUGAUGGCAUCCACUUGAACUUUUUAUGUUUGUCUUUCUCUCAAAAGCAGCAGUUUGUCCCUUUCUUCCUCUGUGUCCGUCAUUAAAAAUGCUUUUGAUAAGUUUUCUUUGA
Messenger RNA from Entelurus aequoreus (snake pipefish), 1277 nucleotides. RefSeq names its product BUB3 mitotic checkpoint protein (gene bub3). The transcript is spliced from 6 exons. Lineage: Eukaryota; Metazoa; Chordata; Actinopteri; Syngnathiformes; Syngnathidae. Bases 1 to 981 code for a protein of 326 amino acids. Gene Ontology annotation, molecular function: ubiquitin binding. The record is from RefSeq and is a predicted model, not a curated record. Gene Ontology annotation, biological process: mitotic spindle assembly checkpoint signaling. Gene Ontology annotation, cellular component: mitotic checkpoint complex; kinetochore; bub1-bub3 complex.